CGAGUUUCGAGUUUCGACUUUUUGUUCUUUUCUUCUUUUCUUCUUUUUUUCCUACACUUUUUGGUUCCGUCAUCGAGCACGUGAGCUCAAAUCCCCAAGUCGCAUCGACUUCCUCAUCCGAAAGCCGGAUACGAGACACUACAAUCAUGGUUCGCCCGCGGGGAAGCUCAGCCCUGGGCGUGGACAUCAGAGGCGACACCAGCGCACCAGCAAUGUCAACAAUGAACGAAGUCAGCCCGAUUGAACCCACAUCCCCGGAUCUAAAGCAAUUCGAUGCUCGCAAUGCAGACAAAUCCGCUGGCAAGACACAGCCUAAGCGCCGUCGCAGCCGGUCUCUCCUCCACCGCUUCGCUGAUACCUGUCUGCGCUACACCUGGCUUUUGCCGCUGGUCAUUAUGCUGUUCCUGCUCGGCUUGUACGCCGUCAAUCCCACCACAUCGAACCCCAUGCACAGCGCUAUCUUCCUCUCGUACCCGCAGCCCCCGAAGACACCCGGUGGCCCGAUCAUGUACGGAAAGGGAAAGAAGGAUAUCGCUUUCGUGGCCUUUUACACCAUUGUGCUGUCUUUCACGCGCGAGUUCAUCAUGCAGCAGAUGAUUCGUCCAUUCGCUGUUUGGUGUGGUAUCCGUGGAAAGGGAAAGACCGCGCGGUUCAUGGAGCAGAUGUACACAGCCGUCUACUUCGGAGUAUUCGGACCAUUUGGUCUGUUCGUGAUGAAGCGCUCCACCAUCUGGUACUUCAACACGACCGCCAUGUUCGAGGGAUUCCCCCACCGGGAGCACGAGGGCUUCUUCAAAGCUUACUACCUUCUCGAGGCAAGUUACUGGGCCCAACAGGCGAUCGUGCUGCUCUUGCAGCUUGAGAAGCCCCGCAAGGACUUCAAGGAACUGGUCGGCCACCACAUCAUCACGCUUGCGCUUAUCGGCCUGAGCUACCGCUUCCACUUCACCUACAUGGGUCUGGCCGUCUACAUCACCCACGACAUCUCCGAUUUCUUCCUGGCAACCUCCAAGACACUGAACUACCUCGAUGCAUUCAUCACCCCGCCCUACUUCGCCAUGUUCGUCGGCUGGUGGAUCUACCUGCGCCACUUCCUGAACCUGAAGAUCCUCUGGGCCGUCCUGACCGAGUUCCGCACUGUCGGUCCUUUCGAAUUGAACUGGGAGACUCAGCAGUACAAGUGCUGGAUCAGUCAGUAUAUCACGUUCGGUCUGCUCGCUAGUCUCCAGGCUGUCAAUCUCUUCUGGCUCUUCCUCAUCCUCCGCAUCCUGGCCAACUAUAUCUUCACCAGCGUCGCCAAGGACGAGCGUAGCGAUGACGAAGACGAGGAAGAGGAGGAGGUCGAUGCUAAUGAUACGAAGGCUGUCGCCACUGGCGUUGAUCAAUCUGCCAAGGAGAACCACGCUCCUCAGGUUCUCGUUAACGGUGAGCCUGUUGCCGAGCAGCAUGGUCCUCGCACUCGAAGCCGCAAGGCGUGAGUGCACACACACACUCUCCACUAGGGGCAUGGUUCCAGUGGGCGCCAUUGCCCCAGUUCCCACACAGGCUUUUUUCAACCGUGUUAUAGUUAUAUUUUAUACUUUGGUUGGGCUUCCGGAUGUUACUCUGGAUGUGUUGAUAUGCUGUUAUGUAUUGCUUUGAGCUCGUUUCCGCCAGGUAGAUUAGCCCUAUAGAAGAGCGGGCGCGGGCGCUUGUUUUGACGAGCACAUGAAUUAAAAUAAUUCUCCUUUGGGGAUGUUAAU
This is a messenger RNA of Penicillium canescens, 1742 nucleotides long. RefSeq names its product TLC domain-containing protein. The transcript has 2 exons. Gene Ontology annotation, cellular component: membrane. Gene Ontology annotation, molecular function: sphingosine N-acyltransferase activity. NCBI's taxonomy places the organism in Eukaryota, Fungi, Ascomycota, Eurotiomycetes, Eurotiales, Aspergillaceae. The record is from RefSeq and is a predicted model, not a curated record. The coding region runs from base 147 to 1478 and encodes 443 amino acids. Gene Ontology annotation, biological process: ceramide biosynthetic process.